Molecule: messenger RNA, 924 nt
Organism: Thelazia callipaeda (thelaziosis nematode)
Lineage: Eukaryota; Metazoa; Nematoda; Chromadorea; Rhabditida; Thelaziidae
Source: the annotation of a GenBank genome assembly
AUGAAUGGGUGCGUCAAAGACUUCACCUCUUCUUCUUUGUCAGUUCGUGAGUAUGAAUAUAAGGAUGUUCUCGAAGUGGAUGUCAGUACGGAAAUAAUUUGUGUAAGAUUUCCAUGCUUUUCAUUACAUAUCAGUGUCGGUGAUUUGUUAUGUUUAGCCGAAGGCGAACUAUUAAAUGGCACUAUCAUCGAUUUUUAUCUAAAUCAUAUCAGAUGCCAUCUCAUACAAGAUUCGACAUUGCGAAUUCAUAUAUUUCCGUCACUGUUUUGGGGCAAUUUGAAAAUGUGGAUGAGAAUGAUGAGUGCAGAAAAUACAGAAGCGUUCACUGUUGAAGAAAUUGGCUCUGCCAAUGAAGUCUUGAAUCCUAAUUCUGUUCAGUACUGGCUUCAAGAGGAAGACAUAUUUGACUCAGAUUUCUUGGUCAUUCCUGUUAACGAAUACAACCACUGGUUAGAUACAGGAUUUUUUAAAUGUUUAUUGUCUCUAGCCAUAAUCUUCAUCUCUUGUUUAACACCGCAAUUUCCCGUUUACGAACCACUAAUUAUAAUGUUUGAUUCUCAGCAGGCUGUUGAAUUGCCAUGUACAGAAGAUGUUACAAAUAUUCUCAGAACGUUCCUCUUUCAUACUUCCAAGUUGAGUACACGAAAAGAAAAUCUGGUGACAAAGCAUAUUAAGACAGUUAUACCAAAAAAUUUGCCUCAGCAAGAGAAUGAUGUUGACUGCGGGUUGUACAUAUUAGAAUAUGCACAGCGUUUCUUACUCCAGCCCCCUAUCAAGGAUUUGUCUCUUUACAACGAAUUCGAUUUCUCAUCCCAUUAUCCAGAUUUCACUGUGAUAUCAAAACGUCAGAGCAUUCGUAGCACAUUAUUUACGCUUUGUGCCGAUAGUAAGAAGUGGUCAUAUUUCUUUGAUGUUGAACAGUAA